AUGCUCGUCAAACUCUAUUCUGUUCUCUUGGCCCUUGUGGCUCUCGCUGCCGCCGGGCCGUCCGUCCUCUUUGCCUACUGGUCCCAGCAAACCACUCAGAUAAGGACAUGUCCGGAUGGCUACGCCAUCAACGCAAGGGAAGGACGUUUCUGGCUCGGCGAGCACAUGCCCACGACCUACUGCCCAGACUUCUCCGGUGCAAACUGUCCGGCCGGAAACACGACGGUUGUCGAUAGCCUCUUCAGAAAGCUUCGGAUCUCCAAACCGGGCGGACAAAGGGUCUACGCCGACCCCGACGGCAUCAUCUCCUACACCCCGGGCGGAAACAGCUCCGUAGAAGCGACGCCCCCAGGCUCCAACCUGGACGCCUUUCGAGAGUUGCCCGUGAUGCCCUUCGUCUACGGAGAGGACGACCGUUUGCUGUGGUUUUACAAGUUUGGCGUCGACCCAAACCACUCCAACAUCUACGCCUGCCCCGAUAAGAAGCGUGACGGCAUGGCGUACCUCAGGGCGCGGUGGACUUCGAAAGAGAAUGCCGUCUGGGACAGCCAGUGCUUCCCCUUGGAUGGUUUGCUGGUGCAUCCGAGUGAUGACCUAAUCGGAGCAUACGAAUACACCGUGGCCUGA
Messenger RNA from Colletotrichum graminicola M1.001, 627 nucleotides. RefSeq lists its product as uncharacterized. The transcript has 2 exons. The coding region runs from base 1 to 627 and encodes 208 amino acids. Lineage: Eukaryota; Fungi; Ascomycota; Sordariomycetes; Glomerellales; Glomerellaceae. The record is from RefSeq and is a predicted model, not a curated record.